AAAGAAAUGUGACAAGUGUACCGUGUUGUACCGUGCACCUAUAGAAAUAAAGUUAAUUUUAUGUAUGGUGGGAUUUUUUAUAUGACCAAACAUAACCUGAAAUUUGAUGCUCAACUUAGUGAAAAUAAGUUACAUCUUGGUAACAUUCAAAAUCAAUGUGACGAUUAAGUAUGAAUACAAUUAUCCAUUGUGCUGCUAAUCAUAGGUCUAGUAUCAUGGCUGCCAAAAAACUUAUUUAUCCUGCAGCUGAUCGUAACAAGGAUCCAAUACUUUCCGUUCUUCGAGAGUAUAUUCAACAUGGUUCAAAUCAAAUUUUUUUGGAGAUUGCAUCUGGUUCUGGACAACACAUAGCUCAUUUUGCUCCUCAUUUUCCACAUAUUACAUUUUAUCCUUCGGAAUAUGAACGAAGAUUGUUAGAAAGUAUUGCUGCGCAUGCAAACGGUUUUGCAAAUAUAAAACAUCCUUUAAGAGUAGAUAUUACCACAGAUUUUCGUACUUGGGGCAAUGGUAUUUUUAAGGAAUCAAGCAUUGAUUAUAUGUAUAAUGCAAACAUGAUGCACAUUUCGCCUUACGAAUGUUCUAUUGGUUUAUUUCAAAAUGCAGGUAAAUUACUGAAAGACAAUGGUUAUUUAUUUACGUAUGGACCAUAUGCUAUAGAUGGAAAAAUAACGCCAGAAAGUAAUGUUAACUUUAAUAAAUCUUUGAAGAUUCAAGAUUCAAGUUGGGGUCUUAGAGACCUUCAAGAUUUAAAAGAAUUGGCACAGGAAAAUGGUAUUAAAUUACUAGACAUUGUUGAUAUGCCUGCUAAUAAUAAAACUAUCAUAUGGAAAAAAAUUUCAAAUGAAAAAUAAAGCUUGAUUUGUUAAGUUUAUUCAGCAUUAUUUUAAGAUAUUUGAAUUUCAUAAAAAAAUAUAAAUACUAUUCUCCAUGUAAUAUAAAAACUGUAUAUAUAUUUCAGAUUUGAUAAUUAAUACAUUAUGUUGCUUAUUUGUUAAGUAAUACUGUAUAUAUCUUUAUUAUCGUACGUUUUAUUAAUUUUAGUUUAAAGUUAUAUGUUCACGAGAUAUAAUUUUGAUCGAAAAAGUUCACAUUUUCUAAUCCUUCUGGUAAAUAAUUUAGUCCUGACUCAUCUUUAUGUCUCAUGUUAUAGUUUUUACCAUAUCCUGAAAUAAAAUUUACAUGAAA
Messenger RNA from Hylaeus anthracinus, 1185 nucleotides. RefSeq names its product methyltransferase-like 26. The coding region runs from base 171 to 851 and encodes 226 amino acids. The record is from RefSeq and is a predicted model, not a curated record. The transcript is spliced from 3 exons. NCBI's taxonomy places the organism in Eukaryota, Metazoa, Arthropoda, Insecta, Hymenoptera, Colletidae.